Messenger RNA from Plasmodium malariae, 2388 nucleotides. Its product is annotated as SAM dependent methyltransferase, putative. The record is from RefSeq and is a predicted model, not a curated record. Lineage: Eukaryota; Apicomplexa; Aconoidasida; Haemosporida; Plasmodiidae. The transcript is spliced from 7 exons. Bases 1 to 2388 code for a protein of 795 amino acids. Gene Ontology annotation, biological process: RNA processing.
AUGCAUCGUUUCAAUUGCAAUAAGUUUCCUGUUGGUAAAAAUUUCAAAACUAUUAUAUAUAACUACCAUAUUUUUAAGAGAAAAAUCAGUGAUAUUUGUGAAAGUAAAAUAAUUUCACUUAACAAAAGCAAAGAAUAUGACAAAUUCAAAAUUUAUAGGAAUAACAUAUAUAAUAACAUAUGUGAGAAUCAAAUUCUUCAAGGCGUAAAGGUGCAUAAGCUCGAUCCAGAUGGAUACGGAGAAAUAGCUAUUUACGCAACAAGACAAAAUAAUUUGUUUUUUUUAAAAUUUUUUUUAUUAAUUCCCGAUGAACAGGUUAAUUUAAAAGUUUUGGACAUAAAUAAAAAGAAGAAAAAAAUAACUUUUCAAAUACUGUGCAAGACCAAAAAGAGUAAAUAUGAAAUAAUACCUCGCUGUGAGUAUUUUUCUAAUUGUGGAGGUUGUAUGUACCAACAUAUUAAUUAUAACUUUGAACGACAAUCAAAGAAAAAUUUAUUGAUUAGCCUUUGCGAGAAAUACAACAUACAUUUAUUAGUUAGUAGCAAAGAUUACUUACAAAAUGAUCACUACUUUUGUAAAAUAGUAGAACAGAAUGAAGGUGAAUUAUUGGACAUUUCAAAAAUAAAAAGAGAAUACACAGGAAACGAUUUGGAGGAAGAGGAGGGUCAGCACGAAGAAUUGCGAAAAAAUAUUCAAGAAGAAUUGUUAGUGCAUCAAUCUUAUAAAAAAAAAGAUUCAGUGGAUAUAGAAAAUAAAUUCCAAAAUGAGGAAGCAAUGAGUACCCAUUACAUUGGUCAUACUGAUGAGGGAAAUUACAGCAAGAGCCAUAACGAUAAUAGUGAUGUCCACAAAAAACAAAGUAUGUUUAACUCUGAAAUAGAAAAAAUAAACUUAGCAAAAUUAUACGAGAUUAUAUAUGCAGAUGAAUACCAUUACAGAAACAAAACAUCCAUAAAUUUCUCAGUCACUGAUCAUUUGUCAAUAGGCUAUUUUAAAAAACAUAGUUAUGAAAUUUGUGAUAUAAACAAAUGUUAUAUUCAUGAUGAACAUAUACAAAAUGCAUUUGUAGAAAUUAAAAAAGAAAUAAAUGAGAAUUUUAAAAAGAACAAUAUAUAUAUUUUUAACAAAAUAAAUAAUAAUGGAUAUUUAAAAAGUGUGAGCAUCAAAUUAAGUAUAUAUAAUUCUGAAAAACAAAUUUUAAUAAACUUUACUGGCUACUCUAUAGAUGAUAAAGCGAGGAAGCAUCUGAUAAAUAUAGCCAACAAUUUAGCAUUGAAAGAUAAAUCGAUUAAAGGUGUUUUAUAUAAUGUAGAAACGAAUAAAUUAAAACAAAUAAAAAGUGAAACUGUCUUAUAUGGUCAAAAUUAUAUUUAUCAUACUUUUGAUAAUUAUACAUAUAAAGUAGGAGCUAAUACUUUUUUUCAAUCAAAUAAAUAUUUAAAUACAUGUAUUAUUCAAAUAAUUUUUAAAUUAAUUAAAGUUUAUAAAAUAAAUUCGAACAACUCCUGCGUGUUUGAUCUAUUUUGUGGUAUUGGUUUCUAUUCAUUACCCCUCUCUAAUCUAUUUAGUCAAGUUAUUUGCGUGGAUUAUUCAAUGGAUAAUAUAAAUUGUUUAGAAGAAAACAUCAACAUAAAUAAUAUAAGAAAUAUAAAGUGUUUCAAUUUAGAUUUAUUUAACCUUCACAAUUUAAAACAAAUGAACUUGCAUAUAAGAAGAUAUAUUAUUAAUCUAAUAAAAAAUAAAAAAUAUUCCUUCUAUAGUGAUUUGAAAAGGAAAAUAAAUUCUAUCUACAUAUCAAUGGACAGUAAAAAUGAGGUCAUAGAGAAUUUUCAGAAUAUCCAUUCGCCAUAUAAGAGUUUACCAAAUUUUAUCUAUGACAAUUUAAUUCAAUGGGAUUCCAAAAAAGGAGCUGAAGAUUUUUCCAGUAACUUAAAUGAAGAGAACUCUCAAAAGUUUUGCAAUGAUAAUAACAAAAAUUUGGAGGCUAUCAAACAGGAGACAUUAGGUUCGAAUGGCAUAGACAAAGCUAAAUGCUCCCCCAGUGAAUUUGUCAUACCAUUUCCCGACAUUGUAAUUAUUAACCCUCCUCGAAAGGGGUGUGAAAAGAUAUUUAGAAGAUGGCUAAGAGGAUUAUGCUGCAGGUUUUUAAUCUACAUAUCAUGUAAUCCAUACAGUCAAUUUAGGGACAUUAAUCAUUUAAUUAAUUUGGGAUAUGUGGUCAAAGAAAUUAUUCCACUAGACUCGUUCCCAAGAACGCAGCACAUUGAAUCAGUAGUUUUGUUAGAGUUUGAUUUUAAUAAGACGGUGGAUAAUGAAAAGAGACAAAUAAUGGAAUUUGAAUUAAGUGAAAUUAAAAGUAAUAAAAGAAAGAAGUAUAAAAAAGGUUAA